AUGCCAAACGCCAGCGCGGUUGGGGACAAUGGAAAGGUGAAAUCUGGGAAUGGGAAUUUGGAGUUGAGGAAAGUGUUCCGAGCUCGGCUUUUGGAUUUCUUCAAAUCCCAUCCAGAGGGAGAUGAUAUUCCAGAGGAGGAAUUACCACAUCCGUUCAAUCAAUCAAAGCCGCCAGUGCCUUCUGGUUUGGGUGGUGAGGCGAGAAAUGAAGCUGUGUCUGAGAUUGGUGGCAUCGUCGUCAACCUGUCUAAACCCCCGGCUUCAACGUCCCACCUCUCUCGUUCUUUCAGACGGAGCUUCUCCCAGCGCUGCAUGGCGGAGGACACCAAGCAAGAACAAACGGUUGCUGUCAAUCUUUCCCCUGAGAGGAAAGCUUCUAAAUCUUGUGCUGAUUCGGGCGUUGGAUGCUCGCCUAAUGCUGCUCCUGUGAAGAAGGAUUUGUGUCUCUCUAAAGUCGAGGAAGGUUUGUUCUUGAGUGCUGAAGGAACACCAACUAAACUCGCAUCCACCCCAGCAAAAUCGAUGAGCUCCACACCUGCUCUUUGACCUCCCAAGAGAUGUUAUAUGACUCCAGAAGAGAACGAUUCAGCUAA
Messenger RNA from Ipomoea nil (Japanese morning glory), 593 nucleotides. RefSeq names its product CDT1-like protein a, chloroplastic. The coding region runs from base 1 to 546 and encodes 181 amino acids. Gene Ontology annotation, molecular function: DNA polymerase binding; DNA binding. Gene Ontology annotation, cellular component: nucleus. NCBI's taxonomy places the organism in Eukaryota, Viridiplantae, Streptophyta, Magnoliopsida, Solanales, Convolvulaceae. Gene Ontology annotation, biological process: mitotic cell cycle; regulation of DNA-templated DNA replication initiation; DNA replication preinitiation complex assembly. The transcript is spliced from 2 exons. The record is from RefSeq and is a predicted model, not a curated record.